Molecule: messenger RNA, 1871 nt
Organism: Coccidioides posadasii C735 delta SOWgp
Lineage: Eukaryota; Fungi; Ascomycota; Eurotiomycetes; Onygenales; Onygenaceae
Source: RefSeq, a predicted model, not a curated record
AAACCUGAGGUGCUGAGAGCACCAGUCUCCUUAUUUCCGCCACAUUAUCCAAUGUCUAGGUAUUCCUGCAGUCGAAAAAUACGUUGAAGACCACAGUCGUUCUCAAAAUACAGUCAUGGCUGCCGCUGCCUCUCCAGUCUUGCAGGAUAUCAUCUUCAAAGAUGACUUUGGCGAACAUACCCUUGAUGUAGAUAGGCAUGGGGGAGACCAGGCUCCAGCUGCUCCAGUCCCAAAGCCCGAGGUUCGGGGCAAUUUUGACCUGGACGAUGCUGUUGUGGAUGCUCUACCCAUACCUGGAACCAAAGUUAUCUCGGCAUAUAAUUAUGGGAUGUCUCUCUGGGGUCAGACUGCAAAGAUAUAUACGGUUCUGCCAACCGGAGAGCGGAAGGAAUAUUUCCUGAAGGCCGUGUCACUUGGAGAUGACGGUCGUGUCAUGAUUGAGGGUGAAUACGAGUCUCUGAAAGCAAUUCACGCAGUAUCGCCGGACUUCGGACCAGAGCCCUACGCAUGGGGAAAGUUCCGAAAAGACGAAGAAAGUACUUAUUUCCUCCUUGCGGAGUACCGAGAAGUGGGUGAACAGCCCCCAAAUCCCCUCAGAUUUACUGCUCGUCUCGCAGAACUGCAUCAAACAUCCGUGUCGCCAACAGGAAAAUUCGGCUUUCAUAUAACCACAUGUCAUGCGAAACUUCCCCAAAUAACCGAUUGCUGGGAGGAAUCAUGGGAGGUCCUGUAUAGAAAACAGUUGGGCCAUAUGGUCAAAUUAGACGAACAAAAACAUGGGGAAUGGCCGGAGUUCCAGGCUGUAGCUCGGCUCGUGCUUGAAAAGGUUAUACCAAGGCUUCUCCGGCCACUGCAGAGCGAAGGUCGCAGCAUAAAGCCAUGCUUGGUCCAUGGAGAUAUGUGGGAUGAAAACGCUGCGACUAAUAUGGAUACCGGUGAGCCCUUUGUGUUUGAUGCAGGGUCAUUUUAUGCCCAUAAUGAAUAUGAAAUUGGAAAUUGGAGAGCGCCAAGACAUCGCCUAAGCGACAAAGUCUAUGUCAAAAACUAUCGGCGGUUCUAUCCCGUCUCCGAGCCUGAGGAUGACUGGGAUGAUAGAAACCUUUUAUACUCCCUAAGAUACGAUCUAGGCGCCGCAAUCCUCAUACCCGGAUGCAAUCUUCGCCAGAUCGUCAAGGACGGAAUGGCAACUCUCUGCAAAAAGUUUUGUCCUAAGGAAUUGAUCGCCGCAACCGAGCAGAUGCCAUUGCCUUCUAGCCUAGACUUCCCGAUAGACGAUGACUGGGCUGAGCUUGAAGAAUACAAUGAAAAAGCCGGGAAUAGUUAUCAGGUUGAUUUACUAAUAAGUCCUGUGGAGGCUGGGUUAACCGACAGAUUCAAAGACGAUGAAUGCGAAAAGGAGAGGGCAGAGAAAACAACCAUCGAAACUAUGGAGCACAAUCUCGAAUCCUCCAACUGUUCAAAUCAGCCAAGAUCCCAUGGACGUGACGAAGAGAAUGUAAAGGCGAUGUUAGGGGGGACGAUGGACCAGAAGGUAGAUGAGAGGAGCGGAGAAUCGGUGCUACUGAAGACUGAUCAAAUAACAACAUCCAAAGACAAUGGGGAAAAGAAGAAGCAGAAGAAGAAGAAGAAGAAGAAGAAGAAAAAGAAGCAGAAGCAGAAGAGAAGAAAACAGGGGCCAACAGACAAAAGAGCAGCAGGAGAAUAAAAGUCGAAAAUGAAAUGAAAAGAAACUGCAAGAGAGAGGAGAGUGUCUGCGGAACACUCUGGACAGAAUUCUAAUAGCUACAGCAUAUUCUUUCAGCUGCACAGACUAGACUUUGAAGUAGAGUUCUUGUUGACAGCGCCGGCAAGCUGAUAGAAGCGAAAAGAGU